AUGGGAAACAUACAAGUAAUUGACGGGGCAAAGUCAAGUCAAGUCUCGAAGCAAUUCGGUGCUGUGGCAUUCAAAUUUAAGGGUGGGUUCUACAAGCUUAUAAACAUAGGUUUUGCUGGAGGAGUAAAAGUUGCGUUAAGAUUUGGUUUUACACCGUAUAAUACCGUUGAUUUAAAUAUGUUUGUUAGAAGCAGGCCUGCAAUAUCUGCCAUAUUGGUUUUUCUUGGAAUAUUAUCAUCCAUUACAGAUGCCAUAGGAGUUUGUUAUGUUGGUGAUAGUCUAGAAUCAAGGCAAGAAGUUGUGGAAUUAUACAAAAGAAAUGAUAUAAGCAGAAUGCGUAUAUACUUCCCAGACGAAGAAGCACUUGAAGCCCUUAGAGGUUCAAACAUUGAGUUGAUCAUGGACGUGGCUAAAGAAACCAUUCAUUCUCUGACUGACCCUAAAGUUGCCAUAGAUUGGGUCAACAAAUACGUCACGCCCUAUUCACAAGAUGUCAAAUUCAAGUACAUCUCUGUUGGAAACGAAAUCCACCCUGGUGACAAUGAGACCCAAUACAUUCUAUCUGCCAUGACCAACAUCCACAACGCAAUUUCGUUAGCCAAUUUGCAAGCCCGAAUCAAGGUAUCAACAGCAAUAGACACUAGUUUGAUUGGUGCGAGCUACCCACCCAGUGCUGGGGAUUUUACAAUGCUUGCAAAACCAUAUAUGAAGCCUAUCAUUGAGUUCUUAGUGAGCACUGAGGCCCCAAUUCUUGCCAACGUGUAUCCCUAUUUCAGUUAUGCUAGUGAUCCAAGUAACAUUGGUCUUGACUAUGCCCUUUUUACCCAGCAAGCAAACAAUAGUGUUGGGUACCAAAACCUCUUUGAUGCUAUGAUGGAUGCAAUAUAUGGUGCACUUGAGAAAGUGGGAGCAAGCAGUUUGCAAAUAGUUGUUUCAGAGACUGGGUGGCCAUCUAAAGGAGAAUUUACCUCUGCCAAAGAUGCAUCCACUUAUUACACCAAGUUGAUUAAUCAUGUCUCCAGUGGGAUUGGAACUCCGAAGAGACCUGGUAGGUAUAUAGAGACUUACUUGUUUUCCAUGUUCAAUGGAAACCAAAAACAAGACAGGGACAAUAAGCAAUUUUUUGGUCUUUUCAGUCCUGAUAAAUCACCCAAUUACCAACUCAGUUUCAAUUAA
Messenger RNA from Sphenostylis stenocarpa, 1176 nucleotides. NCBI's taxonomy places the organism in Eukaryota, Viridiplantae, Streptophyta, Magnoliopsida, Fabales, Fabaceae. The record is from the annotation of a GenBank genome assembly.